Molossus molossus (Pallas's mastiff bat) is the source of this 753-nucleotide messenger RNA. RefSeq names its product transmembrane protein 249 (gene CATSPERQ). The coding region runs from base 1 to 753 and encodes 250 amino acids. The transcript is spliced from 5 exons. NCBI's taxonomy places the organism in Eukaryota, Metazoa, Chordata, Mammalia, Chiroptera, Molossidae. The record is from RefSeq and is a predicted model, not a curated record.
AUGAGCUACCCAGCUGACCGCUUAUGUCUGACCCAGCCCCAGGCCCCCAAAGGCCAGAUCAGCCGCCUUCCCUCGACUCUCCACAGCAAGCGCUUCCAGCUCUGGGCCCUAGGACUCUUUCGCACCGAGCGCCACCUGGCCAAGCGCCUCAAGAGCAACAGCUUCUACCCCUUCACGCAGGAGCUGCCCAAUGUUUUCGUGCUCGAAUACUACCUGGACACGCUGUGGAAGGGGGCACUGCUCUUCGUUGUCUGCCUCUUCCUGAUCAGCUUCAGCCUCGUGAGCCAGGUGCGGGAGCAGAAGACAUGGGGCUUCCCUGCGUAUGGCAUGGGCGUGGGCCUGUGGAUCAUGAUCUCAUCGCUGCCACUGCGCCGCCUGGUGCUGAACCACACACUUGGCACGUACCACUUCUCCAUCCAGGGCCACACGGUGUCUCAGGGCCCCAUGCAUCAGGUCUACGUGCGCCUGGCGCUCAGCUCUGACGCCUACAGAAAGUGCUUCUUCCAACUGGUUCUGUGCGGCCACAAGCUGGAGCCGCUGGUGCUGGUGCAGCUGUCCCAGCACUACGAGCAAAUGGAAUUCCUGGGCCGUCACAUCGCCCGGAAGCUCAACAUUAACUACUUCGAUUGCCUGGCGACGUCCUACCGGCACGUGGUCCGCCACUGGCCGCUGGAGGCCGCCAUCAGCCCGGGCAUUGGGCGGCGUAAGACCGGAGUCUACAGGAGCGCUCAGUGGGAUCAGGUGGACGUGUGA